CAUUUCACACCAUGAAGUCCUUCCUCACCGUCUGGGUUCUCUCGGCUCUGCUAGUGCUGACCACGGCCGAAUCUUGCGCCAAUCCCAAGGUACAAGCCACCUCUUACACUCCGGCCGACGCCGAGGUCUUGACCCAUAUCGCCUACAUCGCCGAAUUUACCCUCACCUGCUCCAACGGUGCUACCAAUGUGAACUUGUUCGCCGAUAUCAACGGCGCCGUAAUGCCCGUGAUCCGCAGUCAGGACGGGUCCAAGUACCAAGUGAGCUGGACCGAGAGCCUCAAAGCGGCCAAGAAAGGCGAUCGACCCAUUCGUCUGUACGACGAGGAAGGCUUUGCCGCCGUCAAGCGCAUCCUGGAACGGGACGAGGAUCCCAGUAGCGUCAAGCCCUUGGUCCAGAUCGAGAUCAACUACCCGGGAGCCUACACCGGACCCUGGAUGAAGUCUGAGCAUUUGGCCUCGCUCAUGAUUUUUUUAGUCUUCUAUCUGGCUUAUUCGUCCAAGAACGGGCUUACGGCCUAAAGUUCGGACCCCGUGGGCUGCCACCCAGGGUCCAACGGGACCGGCGUCCCAGCCGGAUCUAUAAACUGUGUACCACGGCCUUGGCCUGGGUCACGCCCCGGAGCGAUGAAGGAAUCACCUGGGGAAUGACAGUGAUAUUUGUGCCGUGGCCGGGAAAAGCCCAUGUGGGCUGGCCCUCUUUAGUUAUUUCGUUCCACCGAAAUUUCCACUACCUUCUCGGCUUGCACAUUAACCUCUUUCACUCUUUAGCUUUUCUAUUCGUUCUAUGAGUCCGGCAAUACAUCAUUUGUCCAGUUUUCUUAAAA
Tigriopus californicus is the source of this 826-nucleotide messenger RNA. RefSeq names its product translocon-associated protein subunit delta-like (gene Tapdelta). NCBI's taxonomy places the organism in Eukaryota, Metazoa, Arthropoda, Copepoda, Harpacticoida, Harpacticidae. Gene Ontology annotation, cellular component: endomembrane system; endoplasmic reticulum; membrane. The record is from RefSeq and is a predicted model, not a curated record.